AUGCAGCUUCUCGCGCAGCAUGCGCCCACGUCAUCCACAUCAUCUUCAGGCUCGCUGGCAACCGUUGACACGACGCAGCCGACCCCCUCGCGCGUCUUUUACUCAUCCGCGCAAUGGACAGCCGACGGCACUACCAUUCUAGUUGCCUCCUCUGACAAUUCCGUGUCGUCCUUUGUUGUUCCUGCAGAUCUGCUGCAGACAUCUACCUGUCCGCAGCAGUUGGAGCCACGAGCCGUCACAAGGCUCCCCGAACCCACCCAGGUCGUAGCGCCUGCUCCAUUCUUCUCUCUUGAAGCUGCCUCAACCCAGGCAUUCCUGGUCGCCUGUCGUGACCACCCCUUGCACCUAUAUCACGCAUUUCCCGGAGCCCACGCUCCUGCGCCCAUUGGCCAGUACAAGUUGAUCAAGCACGAAACCGAGCAAUACCUUACCCCUUCAUCGCUGGUGUGGCAGUAUCCUGGCACGCAUUUCAUAUGCGGUUCCGCCAAUCGGCUGGAUUAUUUCGACGUAUCAAGACAUGGCUCGGACGGACCCGUCCUAACAGUGCCCACUAUUCCAUCCAGACGACAUGUAUCCAAAGGUCAUGGCAUAGGCAUGAAGGGGACUGUUUCAGCUCUGGCUGUUUCUCCUCCCGAUUCCAACGGGAGCAGCCUUCUUGCCGCCGGCACAUGGACGCGUUGGAUGGGCUUGUACGAUCUCCACCGCUCGGAUGGGGCCGUGGCAAACUGGAAGAUAGCCCAGGCAGAUAUCCCCGGAUCGUGCUCCGGGUCUCAUGGCCAAGGUAUCGUGCAGGUCCUGUGGAGUCCGUGUGGGAGAUAUCUUGUCGUCAACGAACGUCAUGCCGACGCUGUAUUGGUCUAUGACAUCCGGGGAUCAGGAAAACUGUUGAGUGUGUUGACCGGCCGAACCGCCGGCACGCAGCAGAGGCUUCAUGGUGAUGUUUUCAAUGGAUGUCAUGAUGGCUUUGAAGUAUGGGCAGGCUCCGAGGACGGGGCGGUUUUGGUCUGGGAAAAGGUUGGCUUGACUGCUGCAGAAACACCACCAUCAUGGAGCUGGAAGCCCCACAGUUCUCCCGUCUGUUCCACCAUCCUGCAUGGCAGCGGCUCGGUGGUGGCAACAUGCUCUGGGGGCUGGGAACAUGCUGGUGUUGACCAGAGUGUUGACCCUUCGAUGGCUGUGCCCGGACGCUCGCAGGGAUGCCGAGUGCUUGACGAAUCCAGCCUGAAGCUCUGGUUCCUAGACGAGCCGCCAGCUGGCUGA
This is a messenger RNA of Ustilaginoidea virens, 1260 nucleotides long. RefSeq lists its product as uncharacterized. The transcript has a single exon. The record is from RefSeq and is a predicted model, not a curated record. Gene Ontology annotation, molecular function: protein binding. The coding region runs from base 1 to 1260 and encodes 419 amino acids. Lineage: Eukaryota; Fungi; Ascomycota; Sordariomycetes; Hypocreales; Clavicipitaceae.